Molecule: messenger RNA, 3693 nt
Organism: Canis lupus familiaris (dog)
Lineage: Eukaryota; Metazoa; Chordata; Mammalia; Carnivora; Canidae
Gene: FCRL4
Product: Fc receptor like 4
Exons: 13
Coding region: 228-1889 (553 amino acids)
Biological process (GO): cell surface receptor signaling pathway
Molecular function (GO): transmembrane signaling receptor activity
Source: RefSeq, a predicted model, not a curated record
GUCUGUGAGUUGUCUUAUGAUUCAGAUACUCCAUCAUAUGUGGAUGGUCAACUGGAAGUGGCCCAGCAGAAGCCUCAGAUAUCAGAGGAGUGCAUCUCUGCAUUCAAGGAGAACUUGUCCAGCUCUGGAGUGAUUCAGCCAGCUGUUCUCAGAAGCACCUUGCUGCACUCACGCUGGGACUGGCCGUGUGGGAGCUGCUGCUCGUCAGGAUCCCGGAGCACGCUCCCAUGCUCCUGUGGGCAUCCUUGCUGGUCCUUGCUCCAGUCAGUGGACAAAUUGCUGCACCCAAACCCGUGAUUUCCCUCCAUCCUCCAUGGACCGUCGUCUUCAAAGGAGAGACAGUGACUCUGACUUGCCAUGUACCUCACCUCCGUGCAGCAGAGUACAUAACAUGGCACCUGUCGUACUUCGGAAAGGAUCUACUACAUAAAACCCCAGGAAACACCCUCAAGGUCCAUGACUCUGGAAGGUUCAGGUGCCAGACCAAGGACUCGCCCCCAAGUGACUCUGUGAGGUUGAUCUUUUCUUCAGACUGGCUCAUCCUUCAGGCUCCACACACCGUGUUUGAAGGUGACACGCUGGUCCUGAGAUGCCAGGUUAAGGGGAGACAGAAACUGAUCACUGUGAAAUACAGCUGGAAUGGGAAAGUUAUCUCUGUCUCUAAUCAAGGCCAGGAUCUUCUGAUACCACAAGCAAGUUUGAACAACAGUGGCCACUACCAAUGCAUUGGAUUUCUGGAGAGAGAUCAUUACGUAUAUAAGUCAAGUACCAGAAUUAUUAAAAUUCAAGAACUAUUUCCAUAUCCAAAGCUGCAAGUCACACCCUCCCAGCCUACGGAAGGCAGCUCUGUAAACCUGAGCUGUCAAACACAGCUGCCUCUCGAGCGGUCAGACACUCUGCUGUACUUCACCUUCUUCAGAGACCGUGGGGUCAUGCUGUCAGACUGGAGCAGGUCCCCAGAACUGCAGAUCACAACCAUCUGGAGAGAAGACUCGGGAUCGUAUUGGUGCACGGCUGCUACAGCAAUCCCCAGCAUCCAAAAACACAGCCUCCCACUGCAGGUUCACGUGCAGGGUGUCCCAGUAUCCGGAGUGCUCCUGGAGACCCAGCCCCAGGGGGGCCAGGCGCUUGCAGGGGAGCCUCUGGUCCUCGUGUGCUCCGUGGCUGAAGGCACAGGGGACAUCGCAUUCUCCUGGCACAGAGAGGACACGGGGGAGCAUGUGGGGAGGAAGCAGCAGCGUUCCCAGAGAGCAGAGCUGGAGAUCCCUGCUGUCGGGGGGAGCCACAUGGGGCGCUACUACUGCACGGCUGACAACGGCCAUGGCCUCGCCCGCAGCGGAGCCCUGAAUGUCACUGUUACAGGGCUCAUGACCCCAGCAGCAUUGAGGAAAGGAACCAGGGCCCCAUGGCCCUCUCCUGGGGCUCACGCAAGCUCUUCCCUGUCAGGCACUCCGGGGAACAGAAGUGGCCUCAUUGCUGCAGGAGCCACUGGGGGGCUGCUCAGCAUUCUUCUCCUGGCUGUGGCCCUGUGGAUGUACCACCAGCACCAGCGGAAGUCAGGAGGUCGUUUUCUGGAAAACACAACCAGGAGCACUCCUACCAUAGGCCCUGGAGAGGCCCCCCAUUCUGGGUGCCCUGCCCUGGUGGAGCUGCAGCAAUUGUAUGGCAAUGGGUACCUCGAAGAGGAAAACUUGGCAUAUUCUGAGAUCCGUAUUAUUCAGCUGGGACAAGAAGAGGCAGCCAGUACCUCCAGAACAUCUCUAGAGAACAAGCAUACUUCAGUUAUCUACUCUGCGGUGAAGACACAGCUCCCAGAGGACUCAGCUGGAGAGGUCAGGUCUCAGGAUGAAGAUGCCAUAGAAAAUUAUGAGAAUGUCCAAUUUGCAUGACUUGUCCCUGAUGCAAAGCUCCCAGCCCAGUGCCAUCUUCAGGGUUUCUGGAGUGGCCAACUAGUUCCAAUGUACCAGUUCUUCCUGCCCAAGUGCAUUCAUAUACGACUCCUAAUUCACCUGCUCUGAAGUGGUGAUGGGGCAGCCACAGAGAGACUUGCUCAAGUGACCAGGGUCCAUGGAUAGACAAGACCCUGAGCACCUGCUCUGAGCCUAACCCAAUGCGUUCCUCAGGGUCUGAUUUAAGGGAAAGGAGGAAGGGGAGAGAAGUACUCCUGCUGAAAAGCAGAAAUACAAAUGUUGGUGAAUAGGAAUUUGCACAUAGAUGCAACUGAGUGACUCAGAUAUCUGCUCAACGUGUCUCCCACCACUAUCCCAUUGGGGAUCAUCUGCAGCAGCUGGCUUAACUAUGAGUGGUGCCCACGUGCUUCCUAAACAAUGCCCAGAGCCACCCCUCCUGCAUACCCUGUUUCCACUGUCAGGAUUCAGUUGCAGACCAAAGAAUCCACUCCAGCGGUUUACAGAGAAGAGAAUUUAAGUAGGAUAUUAGGUACUUUACAUCUGAAGAGCUAGAGAAAUGGGCUCUAGGCUGAGCUUCCAAAAGCAAAAGGCAACAAUGUUAAUGUUACUUAAGACAAAGAUUUUUAGCAUUAGAGAAGAGAAAUAAAAAAAUAAAAUUGGGGCGCCUGGGUGGCUCAGCAGUUGAGUGUCUGCCUUGGGUUCAGGUCGUGAUCCCGCAGUCUGGGAUCGAGUCCCACAUCGGGUUACCUGCAUGGAGCCUGCUUCUCCCUCUGCCUGUGCCUCUGCCUCCCUCUGUGCCUCUCAUUAAUAAAUAAAUAAAAUCUUUUUAAAAAUUAAAUUAAAUUAAAUUAAAAAGUUAACUAAUAGCCAUACAGAUCUAAAUUUGAGUUGGAAGUACCAGUAUAAGCUGAUGUCAAACUCUGCUUUUUAAAAAAGAUAUUUAUUUCCUAGGUCUGUACACUGAAAAUGCCUAGAAAUAAUUAUAAACCUGACAGCAGUGAGCACACCUUUCAUGGAUUUUAUUCUACAAAUACUAUUUCCCACCCAAAGGGUAUUGGACUGUCUUUCUUGAAAGAGACAUGUCCUUAGUUACCAAAUAGUUGCUGUGGGAAUAAAUAAUUCUUCCAAUAAUGAAGAGGGAAUGAAAGAAGCAGAAAAGCAUUCUUUUGAUUGGAUAUUUCAUGGGAUGCCUACUGAUUAAGUUAACAUGAAAAAUCAAUCAGGCUAAUAUUAUGUGCCUCCUAAUGGAAGUAUUUAAUGUCACCUACAAAGUAUUCAUGCCCAAAAUAUCAAAAUUGAAUCCAACCAAGUUUCUAGAUCUAACCAUCAGCUUACAGGAACUACAUGGAGCUACAGAAUAGUGCCAUGAGACCUACAAACUAAAUGAGACUUGACAUACACCAACCAAAGGCACAGCCAGCCUUGUUUGGAUCCUGACUCAAACCGAGUUAAGAAAAAUACCACUUGGGAAAUUCUAAAGGAAAUUUGUACAAUAAUAUUAAAUUAUUUUAUGUUUGGAUGUAAGUGAUAGUGCUAGAGUCAUGUUUUAUUUUUAAAAUAAAGUGUCUUUAAGAAGUCAUACUGAGGUAUUUGUAAAUGAAAUGAUACAGCCUUGUUUGAAAUAAUCUAGUAAGAGCAGGGUGAGUGGGAUGGUGUGGAGCUGGCCAUGUGUGCAACGUUUCUGAAGCUGGGUGACAAGUACAUUGUGGGAGAAAAGGGGGAUUACACUAGUCUCUACCUUUGUAUGUUUUUAAUUUUCCACAAUAAAAUACUCAAAUAUCCA